Trichogramma pretiosum is the source of this 4294-nucleotide messenger RNA. RefSeq lists its product as uncharacterized. The transcript has 2 exons. The coding region runs from base 2088 to 3122 and encodes 344 amino acids. Lineage: Eukaryota; Metazoa; Arthropoda; Insecta; Hymenoptera; Trichogrammatidae. The record is from RefSeq and is a predicted model, not a curated record.
UAUCUAUAACUAAUAUGGUACUGCACGUUUAUAUACAGUGAUGUGGCGGUGUACAGGAUAUCAGUAGUAGUAGUAGUGGUAGUGCACGCGUGUCCAUGUGCUACUGCUGCUGCAGUCGUCUGUCCGACUGUGCUGCUGCUGCUGCUACUGUUUGUGAAUGAUAGGCUGCUGCCGCGGCAGCAGCAGGCACGUGUGCUCUGUGCUUCACGAUGCGAAUUUACAAUUGAUACGCUGCGGGAGCCUAUACAUAAUAACGCGUAUCUCGCACGAGUUUGCCAAAGUUUGUCGUUUUGUGCAUACGUGUGUGUGAUUAUUAGUGUUCGAGUGAGCGAUACGAUACGCGCCUGCCUUUUGUUUCGGGGCUGUGUACUGUUGUGUUAUAUAUACACACACCGAUGUUAUAAGCAGUGCGUGUGUAUGUGUAUAUCGAUCAAAGUUCAGGUGAUAGUGGGCGUAUAUUUAACGCCAAAGUUUGCGCGCCAACUGAUUACUCCGAAGACUACGAUAUAUUAUAGUAUUUAAGCGCAAGGAAGGCUGAAUACAGCUCAAGUCGAAGGCGGCGAAGUUAAUUUUAUGCCUGGAUUAACAUCCUACAACGUGGACUAAUCAGCGCGAAUGCAGAGUGGAACACGUGCGCAGCAGUAAUAGUAGUAAUAACGGUAAUCGACAGUUCGAUUCCUCGGAUAUUCGAAUCGAGAGAUAAAAGGGCGAAAAAAAAAUAUCGGAGAGAUGAAGAAAAAAGUGCGACACAGACGAGCAGCCACAGCGAGGAGGAACAAAGGGAGCAGCAGUAGCAGUCCAAAACGACGUGACAAAGGGGACGACACGACAAAGAUACGCAAAGUUCAUCAUGAUCAGUAGUUGAGCGAGAUUAAAAAUUCGGCAGACGUGCACGUAGCUUGACGAGCAGCAGCUCGUUAGACGCGAGAGAGAGACGAUGAUGACGUUUACGUAGAGAACGUGUGACGUUUCGACCUUGACCUUUCUCUCUAUCUCUAUUUAGGCGAAUUAUAAAAAAGUGCCGCGGGCUGUUUAUGCACUUACCUCUCCGCUGGACACAGCAUCUAGCUUGCAUCAUCUCUCGUUUUGCUUUCGUAGCUCUCGAGUACGUCAGUAACAUCGAUGCGACUUUGGAGCGCCGCAGAGAUCUCCAAAAUGAAAACAACAGCACCUCGUGCUUCGUCGGGAUACGCAGCAGCAGCAGUAGAGAUGCGAGCCUCCCGCGUGACGACGACAACGACGAGCAUUAUAUAGCAGGCAGCUGAGAAUCGAUGCGAGUUAUAGUGUCGUUCAUGCAGUGUUUGUUGUAUAUAAAUACGUGAAAACGUGGAGCUGUGCUGCUGUGCCUCUCUUCUCUCUUUUCUCUCAUCCUCGAACGCGCAGCGCGAUGUAUAUUUAUACUACUACUGCUACUAGCCCGACGCACGCACAUGGCGUAGCGUAGUAGCAACGAGAGACAGGCAGAUAGUCGCUCGUAUCGCUCGGAUACAGACAGUCUACUCGCUGCAGCGGGCGCGGAAUAAAUACUAGUAGUCAGCGGAGGCUCCCGCGCGCGCUUUUGUUUGUGUGCACUCUAACCUCCUCUUUUAAGUGUGCAGGUGUGCGCGCCAAAAAAGAGGAAGAGAACCUUAUUUAAUAUUAUACUUUACUAUCUUUAGUGAUGAUGUGAUAUUAAACUACACACAGUGUAUGUUUUGCGUUUGUGUCGAGAGAGACGGUGCAGUGAACUCGAAUACUGUGCGAGACCGUUACGAAUUUAUUACAUCGUUGUUUAAUAGUGUAUAAUGUUUACAGCGUUGUUAUUGUGUCGUUCUACCGUAGAAAUUAGACGUUAUCUCUGCACUAAAGGUUGUGCUCCAUAUAUUUCGAGUAAUUAUACUGCGUCCUCGCUCUUCUACAUUACCAAUUGUAGACGUCCCCGUACGGCUUGCUGACCACGAAUUCAGAGUACCUGAAAGUAAGAUUUUUUGGCCGCGCGCGGCGCCACACCGCUCGCACCGCGUACGGCCGCCCUUCCGCCUCAGUUGCUUUUUCGUGCGUGCACGCUGCACACGUAUAGUGAGUUUAACCUAGAAAAGUAAAGUAAGAUGCCCAAAAAAUCGAAGAGAGAAAGAGAGCCUGAGGAGAGGUUGGAAAGGCUCCUCAAGAAAGUUAGAAAGUUGAAUGCUGAGGUGGAAAACGUUAAGACUGGCCUAAAUAAGGACGAGGACGGCGGAAAUAAAUCUCCAUUGGGUGAUGAAAAUGCUUCGCCAAACACCAACAAUGGCGUACUGCAGUCACCGCCUCCCAGAGAUCCGUUGUCUCCUGAGGGCACCGAAAGCGAGGGAAAAACUAUCGAAGAGGAGGAUGACGAAACUAUCGACGAUGAUAAUUGGAAUAAAAUAAUUGGUGAGGACCCUUCUUCUGCAAAAGGUGAAAAACUCUCCGUAAAGAAAGAUUUAUUAAAGAUAUGGCAAUUUCUCUGUCGCGAUGGCAUGUCAAAAGAAAAGGAAGAGGCCUUGAUUGAAAAAUAUCAGACCUUAGAGGAACUGGCUCCACCCGACUUGAACCCACAGCUAGACAGCAUUUUGAAAGAGACAGCUAAAAAGCGAGACAAAUACAUGUUAGCCGUUCAAAAAACAGCUGCACAAGGACUCUCCAUAAUUGGUUCGAUUAUGACCAAUAUUUAUAACAACGCAGCAGAAGGAAUGGAUAUUGAGGACGUUCUGUCGCCUCUGAAGGAAGCCGGAGAUUUGCUGUGCCUUAUUAUUAAUAAGCAAUCCAAAAACCGGAAAGCGUUUAUAGAACCUGGAUUAGCUAAAGACAGCGCACAGAUUUUGAAAAAUACAAAAAUUGAUGAAUUUUUGUACGGGAAAGAUCUGUCUUCCAAAAUUAAAGAAACCAAAGCUCUGUCAAAAGAAGGGCAAGAAUUUGCCAAGCCAGUGGUACCUUCUAAGAAUUUAAACACGAAAUCCCCGAACGUUGGACGUCGAGUUGCGGGGAAUACAUUUAUCGGAGGACGUCCGAAACAACAGCUGUUCUUCAGAAACAGCCAACAAUUUGUGAACAACAGGGGUCGAUCAUCUCGAGGGCGCGGAGGCAGACAAGCACCGUACAGUCCGAACCAACGAACGAGCCAAUAAAUGUAGGCGGUAGACUAAAAUAUUUUUAUAAAAAAUGGAUGGAAAUCACGGAUGAUAGCUACAUUCUUAAUUUAAUUCUAGGCUAUAAGAUACCGUUUCACACUGUUGUUCCGGAAACAAUGCAUACUUAUAAGUCGCGCGUUGAGUCAGAAAACAAAGUCGCAUUAAACGCGGCGAUUGAAAAGUUAAUAGUAAAAGGCGCGAUUAGAGAGUGCGAAUACUCUGUGGGUCAGGUAUUAUCCCCAUAUUUCUUAGUUAAAAAACCGGAUGGUUCCGACCGUUUUAUUUUGAACUUGAAAUAUUUGAAUGAAUUUGUUAGAGUAGAACAUUUUAAAAUGGAGGAUCUCCGUACUGCCAUCCAAUUAAUUUUUCCGGACAGUUACUUAGCCUCGAUUGAUUUAAAAGACGCAUUUUUUAUGAUACCGUUACACCCCAACAGCCGAAAAUUUGUACGUUUCAAGUUUGAUGACAAAAUUUUUGAGUUUCUCUGUUUACCAUUCGGUUUAUGUUCUUCCCCACUUGUGUUUACUAAAAUCAUGAAAGUAGUUAUGAAAUCGUUAAGAGCGCAAGGUUUCACGUCAGUAAUUUACUUGGACGAUAUUUUAUGCAUAGAGAAUUCUUACGAGGAGUGUUUAACUAAUUUGAAAAAGACAAGAUUUUUUCUUACGGAAUUGGGAUUUAUCAUUCAUAAUGAAAAAUCAAACGAAAUUCCUACCCAAAAGGGGAAAUACUUAGGUUUCAUUUUUGAUACUAAAAGAUAUUGUAUUGAACUCCCAGAGUACAAAAAAGACAAUUUGCAGAUUCUUAUUAAAAAAUUCCUUAACACUCAAUCGUGCAAAAUCCGAGAGUUAGCUCAUCUCAUAGGUAAACUGGUUUCAUGUUGUCCAGCCCUUGAUUAUGCUUGGCUCUAUACUAAGAAUUUGGAAAGAGAAAAAAUCUUCCAAUUAUAUUUUAAUGAUUUCUGUUAUGAUAAGACUAUAAUAUUAUCUGACGCGGUUAAAGCCGACCUUUUGUGGUGGUUAAAAAAUAUCCCGAAUAAUGUACACUACAUAAAAAACAACGAGUUCAAAUUAACGAUUUUUACUGACGCUUCACUUGACGGCUGGGGCGCAACUGAUGGAACACGCAAAAUUUAUGGAAUUUGGUCACCCGAUGAAAAGAAGUAUCACAUA